AUGUCGGAGAAACUGAUGGGCUUGCGGUCCAAACGGCGGAAACUUUGCCAGCAAGCCGAGGGAAACGUGCUGGAAGUCAGUGCAGGCACGGGGCGAAACAUGGACCUGUACAAUCUCGAUCCGAUCAACACGCCGCGCAACAAAAGGAUCAAAUCUCUCACUUUCAACGACCAGAGUGAGAUCAUGGUCUAUCAGGCCGAGAAAAAAUUUGAGAAAUUGCAGGAAGAGACGGAUGCCAUUGCAAAAUUCCGCGGACCCGUUCGGUUUGUGGUUGGCGACGCCGCUGAUAAACGGGUCAUCAGUCGACCUGAGGGCGGGUUCGAUACUAUUGUGCAGACUAUGGGCUUGUGCAGUAUGGCGAACCCGGUGGGGUUCCUUAAGAGGUUGGGUGAGCUGUGUAGACAGCCUGGUGAACCAACUAAGGGACUUGACAAUCUGACCAACAAAAAAGAAGACGGUCGUGAGACCGAUCAGAGACCACAUGGUGAAGGCGACGGCAACCAAGACAAAGGCGGCAAAAUCCUCCUCCUCGAACAUGGCAGGUCCUAUCUCGGUUUCCUCAACAAGUAUCUCGACAACAUUGCCAAACGACACGCCGACCGCUACGGAUGCUGGUGGAACAAGGACAUUGACCAGAUCAUAAAGGACAGCGGGCUCGUCGUCGAGAGCAAGAAGCGGUAUCAUUUUGGGACCACGUAUGAAUACGUGUUGAGGCCGCCGCCGCAUCAGACCCAAAGCACGAGUACAACUACGGGCCCCACCGCAGCAGAGGACGUAAACCAUGCUUGA
This is a messenger RNA of Exophiala dermatitidis NIH/UT8656, 789 nucleotides long. Its product is annotated as ubiquinone/menaquinone biosynthesis methyltransferase. Bases 1 to 789 code for a protein of 262 amino acids. The record is from RefSeq and is a predicted model, not a curated record. NCBI's taxonomy places the organism in Eukaryota, Fungi, Ascomycota, Eurotiomycetes, Chaetothyriales, Herpotrichiellaceae. The transcript has a single exon.